Messenger RNA from Cotesia glomerata, 4830 nucleotides. It is a transcript of the gene wnd, whose product is annotated as mitogen-activated protein kinase kinase kinase 13. The transcript has 7 exons. NCBI's taxonomy places the organism in Eukaryota, Metazoa, Arthropoda, Insecta, Hymenoptera, Braconidae. The record is from RefSeq and is a predicted model, not a curated record. Bases 1478 to 4207 code for a protein of 909 amino acids. Gene Ontology annotation, molecular function: JUN kinase kinase kinase activity; ATP binding. Gene Ontology annotation, biological process: protein phosphorylation; JNK cascade.
AUCUUAAGAUUUAUUAUUUACAAAAAAAAAAAAAAAUAGAGUAAAAUUAUAAAUAGGCAUAGUUAACAUCAGUAUUGUCGUCGCCACCCUGGGACUUACACUCUAUCGACCGUAACUUUUAAUUUUAUUUGCAAUCUACUUAUAUUAUCCAUCAUACAUAUGAUAUACUUAAAUCCGUAUAUUCUUGCACACCGCGCAUUUAUUCUUAGCGAGACACUGCGGAGUCAGGAAGUUUCUCUGUGACGUCACAACAGAAUCGACCCUCUGCUCCACACCCCAAAAACUCAAUCACCGAUGUAUACAUAAUACUAAAUAUAUAUACCAAAAGCCAUUGAGUGACGCAAGGAGUAACGACUUCUUAGAACUUGGGUCAGACUUCUUGGCGCUGGAUCCUGACCUUGAAGCUGAUCCUUUUUAAAACUCCAAAAAUCUGGUAAAUAUUUUCAGUAGAAGAAAUAUAAACAAAAUAAUAUUAUAUACGUUCCUGGAUUUUUUGUCUUCGUCUAGCGGUAUUUGCUCCCACCUUAAUACGAUUUAUCCACCCCCACGCCUGGUCGAUACCACCACCAGCACUACGAUCGCUCAGGCCACCCUUACCCUUAUAUUAUGCUGGAAAACGUUUGGCUGAGGUUGAGAAGAGGAUACGUAGACAGUGACCCCACUGUCCAGACAAGGGUGGGAACACACCGUCGCUCUCACUGACACUGACAGUCAGUGGUACAGGAUACACACACACGCGCAUCCAAGUAACUAUUCAUACAAGUAUUAUAUGUACAGUAUUGUAGUAUAGUGCUCCGCUCGUACUCCACCGUCUUCAUAUUUAUAAUACAAUUUAAUAACAAAGCUCUGCUAUUGUUGUAUUAUUGUUAAAAAUUAUUGGUAAAGAUUUUUAUUUUUAAAAUUAAAGCUCGCAAGUGUUUAAAUGAUCCAUUGAGUGAUUUAAAUGCGAAACUGCAAGGAGUAAAAGGAUCAAUUAUUUACCUAGACGCGGCGGAGUCCCUGAUCGAGCUCUCUACUCUGGUGCCUGGGAAUUUUACUCGACACGCCAUGUUGUAGCAACCACGAACGCGCACUCGCGAUUUAAUAUGUUUUUUAAUUGUUAUUAUCAAUGUUACUGUGAAAAAAACUUUUGUUAUCCGAAAGUGAUUAGCUAAUUAAGCUUCAAGCGUCGGGUAAAACUUUUUUUAUUUUAAAAAUUUGCUUGCAGGAUUUUAAUACUCGACUUUGUUAUUGAUAUUGAUAAUUGUCAGUGGGAUCUAUAAUACUCAGGAUUAAGAGUUUUUUUAUUUGUGUGCCGGAUGAUGCAUUGCAAAGUGUGGACUUUUUUAUGUUAUCAAUUUUUAAACUGUCAAUAUUGUUUUUUUUAGUCAAGUACUUUUUUUGUUUGACUUGCAAGCGAUUGCAAUGGUUUGUUUUGUUCGAGAUUUAUUUUGGAGACCAUUUAAUUAAAGUACCAAGAAUUCGUAAAACCUAAAAAAUGAGGACUCCAGGGUCAGAAACGGAGCUGAACCGUACACAUGACAAUUAUGGCUUUGAAUUUCACCUAAAACGUAAAUCAAGAUCUUCUUCAUCGUCACCUAUACCAUCGUCAUCGGGGAUUAUUGUCAAUCCUUUGGCGUUAUCAACUCCCCACAGUGGAAGUCAUAUAUUUACUAAUGGCAUGCUAUGUAUCGAAGAAGGACUUGGAAAGCUGCACAGGAUACCUGUCAACGCGAGUCUGGCAUCCGGAGUGCUAAAGGACGGGCAGUUGACUAAGCCAGAAACAGCACUACACACUCAGUCUGAUGAGAAGUUGGACAAUACCGGUGAGAAUGAAACUAAACCGGAGCUAGAUGACAGUCCAGAGACACCUAGAGCUAGUUUUUUGGAUGGUAUCUUUGGAUGCAUGCGGCCGUUCUGGACUUUUUUGUCAAAAGCUACUGUGGCUGAGAAAAUAAAAGGUUCUUCGGAUGACUGGGAAAUACCAUUUGAAAACAUAAGCGAUCUCCAAUGGCUGGGAUCAGGCGCUCAAGGCGCAGUCUUCAGCGGUAUCCUGAACAAGCAAAUAGUAGCAGUGAAAAAAGUCCGUGAGCCCCGAGAGACUGACAUAAAGCACCUGCGGAAGCUGCACCACCCAAACAUCGUUAAAUUCCGAGGAGUAUGUACGCAAGCGCCUUGCUACUGCAUCAUCAUGGAAUACUGUCCAUACGGACCACUGUACGACUUGCUGCGAGCAGGAGAAUUCAUUCCUCCUCACCGUUUGGUAGCUUGGUCAAAGCAAAUCGCCGCUGGAAUGGCGUACCUGCACGGCCACAACAUAAUCCACCGGGACCUGAAGAGUCCGAACGUGCUGAUAGGCCCCGACGAGUCGGUGAAGAUAAGCGACUUUGGAACGAGUCGACAGUGGAACAACCGCAGCACCAAGAUGACCUUCGCCGGAACAGUUGCGUGGAUGGCGCCCGAGAUAAUCCGCAACGAGCCGUGCUCCGAAAAAGUCGACAUCUGGUCUUACGGCGUUGUUGUCUGGGAGCUGCUCAGUGGCGAGAUUCCGUACAAAGAUGUUGAUUCAUCAGCAAUAAUUUGGGGCGUUGGGAAUAAUUCUCUGCACUUGCCCAUACCUAAAAGCUGGCCUGAAGGGUACCAACUGCUGGUGAAGCUCUGUUGGUCUGAGAAGCCAAAAAAUCGACCUUCGUUCAAGCACAUCGAAGCGCAUCUAGCUAUCGCUGCUAUAGAUGUUCUUGGUACCGAGCCUGACGAGUAUUUCAAGGCCCAGCAGACCUGGAAGAGCGAAAUUAGAUCACACUUGGAAGAAAUGCAGCGAAAUAGCUCCACUGGGUCAAGAUUUGAGACUGAGUUGUCUGAUUUAUUGGAAAAGCGCAACAACGAGUUGAAGCAUGCUCAAGAAAUUCGGGAGUUGUAUGAAAAAAAAUUGGAAAAAACUAACAAUCUUUAUUUACAAAUCAGCACUGCUUGGUCCCAGCUGCAACAGCGCGAGCAAAUUAUUUCGAAAAAAGAAAAGGAGCAUAAAAAGUCAAAGAAUCCGCUGAUGAAAGCCCGAGACCAGUUGAGAAGAAAACGGAAAAGCCCACACCAGAAAUCAAGCUCGACAACACCUACGACUCCGUCUUCCCCGAUGGAGUCUCAGUUGCAAUCUCCUGUCAAAGCGACGCUUUGCACUCAGAUAAAUGUAGCGACCAAUCAGCCGGAAACUGUCGUCGUACCGCCUGUCAGCAAUAACAAUAGUUUUAAGCAGAAGAAAUACCGGCACCGGCGGGUUGGCUCUGGAGGAGUCUCCACGGUCAGUUUGAGAUCUUCACCGCAUCGAGAGAGGAAGAGCGGUGACAUGUCUGUCAAGUAUGUUAAUCAUCAAACGCAAACUGAUAUUACGAGUAUAUCGAUUAGUAACUCGAUAGAUUCUGUGGCCUGCUUCUCCCGCACUCCUAGCUCGAGACAUUCCAAGACGACGCUCAGCUCUCCGUGUGAUAAAUUUUUGGAUCUGCCGGAUGGUAGAACGUCUUUUGAUAGCGGGAUUAUUGGAGAGUGCAGCAAUGGCAAUGUUGGAGAGCCUGAGUGCAUUUUUCAGGAUACGAUCAGAAGAGCUUCUAGUUCGGAAAUUUGUAAUGGUAAUGAAAGGCUGAGGGAAUACAGUGAAGAUCAUCUGGAAACGUUGGGAAGAAAAUUAUCGGAGAUUAUGAAAGAUAAUCGGAUGAUUGACAAUGGCAAUUGUGAUAACGCUAUUAUGCAUAGUUAUAGCCAAAUGCAAGAAGACUUGACAAACUUACCUCACGACUUUGGAAGAAUAACGAUAAAUGGAUCAGUAAAUAAUGAUUAUUUAGAAAUACCUAUUCCAAUUAAUCAAGAGACUGUGUCAGUGGCUGAAGAUGAGAAUGAUAAUAAUAAAUUAAUAAAAUUAAGCAAUGAAGAUGAUGAUUACGACGAUGUGGACGAUGAAGAUGAAGCUUGUGAAGAAGAAUGGUCUGAUGAAGAAGGCGAAGCUUCUGGAAGCUAUGGCUUCGAUUUUUCUCUACGAAGUCGAAGUUUUGGGAGAAAACCAAUUAGGCCAGGAUCCCGUAAAAGAAGACCGAAGCACCCGCUAGUAGACCGGUGCCUCGCGUCAGACGAAGAAAACACAUCCGAGUACUCCCACCCACCGUCGAGUCACACGUCGACUCUCGAGAGUAAUCCAGAUGCUCAACGUGCUUACAAAAAGGCUACUAAUCGCAUUUAAAGAAGCUAAAUAUUUUUUGCUAUUAAUAAUUAGGUGCUCUUAUUUUAAAUUAAGAGCUCGUAGAUUAUUCAGUCAGUCGCCAAACAUUUUUCAUGUUCUAAAGAUGUAUAAUAAUUAUUUUUGUUUAAUUGCAGUUAUGUGUAGACGCUUAAUAUUAUUCACAGUUAACGUAUUCUCGCAUACAAUGCCAAUGAAAACAAGUUUAUUGAGAUUAAGUGAUUUGAUACUGAUUGUCUAUUAAUAAUUAUUAAUUAUUAAUUAUUUAGCGAACUUGGGAUAAAUUUACAUGUACUUGCUAAUGAUAAGUAUUAUUUAAUUAAUUGUAUAUAUAAAGUACUCGAAUUACUAUUAUUAACUUUAUUAUUUAAUUGUAAAUUUAUAAUUAACGUAAUUAAUUAAUUAAUUAUAUUAUUAAUUAGUAAUAAUGUAUAGUUGUAAUUAAUAGAAAAAAAUUGUACUUUGUCUUUACGUAAAAUCAAAUUGUGAAAGUAUAUUUAAGUUAGAAUUUAUUAUUGACAUCAAAAUAAUUUAAUAUUAUUAUUAAUUAAUUUUUGUUUAUUGUCCAGUAAUGAAAUUAAUUGUGACUGAUAGCGUGAGAAAGAUUUAAUGAGAGAAAAAUGUGC